Pungitius pungitius (ninespine stickleback) is the source of this 1778-nucleotide messenger RNA. It is a transcript of the gene fgf11a, whose product is annotated as fibroblast growth factor 11a. The coding region runs from base 982 to 1731 and encodes 249 amino acids. Lineage: Eukaryota; Metazoa; Chordata; Actinopteri; Perciformes; Gasterosteidae. The transcript is spliced from 6 exons. The record is from RefSeq and is a predicted model, not a curated record. Gene Ontology annotation, biological process: regulation of voltage-gated sodium channel activity. Gene Ontology annotation, molecular function: sodium channel regulator activity; growth factor activity. Gene Ontology annotation, cellular component: cytoplasm; nucleus.
UGUCCCCCACCUCACGUCUCUCUCUCUCGCAGACACGCACUGUGCAGCUGGACUGGAGACCGGACCACUGUCACCCACCGGUGGAGACUUUCAGCGGGAAAACGGCGCCUACCGGAGUGGGUGAGCCAGGGUGACUCGAGGAGAGCUUGGAAGACGACGAGGGAACAAGUCGCACACAGUCCAGCGGCGUCCAUCCGUACCCCUUCAUCAUCGUCCCGGCUCGCAGAGCUGAUACCUUAGGUCGGACAGUCUCUACUUCUUCCACUUCAGAUGGAGACGUUUUACAGGUGAGAGACCGAAAGAAAAGGAGCAGUGUCACUCCGGUUAUUUUGGAGAGUUGACAUUCAGCUGAUUUUUUAUUUUUAUUUAUUUUUUCCCACUGGAAAGGUUGAGGCGUCUGUUCUGCGGGACUGAGUGCAUUAGGAGGACUAAAUGUUGUCUAUUCGUCGGCAUUCACCAUGCAUCAAAUGGUUCUGUGGAUAAAUCUUUUUGGACACUGUUGAGUUGAACUUGAGUGUCCAAAAAGCUGCAGGAGAAGGGUAAGGGGACGCUCUGACUGGGACGGAGGCACCAGGGCGCAUUGCUGGGUCACAGAGGACUGUCUUUUGGGUGGAUAACAAGCAGACUUUUUCUGAAAGAUCAACAGUGACGUAUGAAGGCUUCACCUGAACCUUGCUCGCUACCAGAUUUUAAAGGCAAAAGGUCUUCAAUUCAAACCUCAACCAGCAUCACUUUUCUACCGUGGGUGGGUCUUUGAGGGAUCCACCCUUAUUUCCUUCAUCUUUUUUUUAUUUUUCGCCCUUCUCCCGGCUGCUUCAGUCCUUCCGCAGAAGCCCCCUCCUCCACCCUGCACUCUCCAUCCGCGGUGCUCCGUCGCCCUGGGUGAGCGGGCAGGGGGGUGGCCCACUGUACCCCCCGACACCAGGGCGCCACCGAGCCGCCAGAGGCUGGUGAGGCGCCGGCGGGGUCAGCGCUUGGAAGAUGGCCGCUCUCGCCAGCUCCCUUAUUCGCCAGCGCAGGGAGGUCAAGGACCCCCAGGCGAACCGGCAGAUCGCCAGCAAGCGCAAGCCCUGCCCGAAGAGCAACAAGUCCCUCUGCCAGAAGCAAAUCCUCAUAUUAAUAUCCAAGGUUCGACUAUGUGGCAGUCGAGGGAGAAAAAUGGAAAAAAGACCAGAGCCCCAGCUGAAGGGCAUCGUCACACGGCUUUACUGCAGACACGGUUUCUACCUCCAGAUGCUGCCGGAUGGCACCAUGGAAGGCACAAAGGACGAAAGCAGCUCCUUUUUGCAGUUCAACUUGAUUCCUGUGGGGCUCAGGAUAGUGGCCAUCCAGAGCACCAAGACCGGGCUUUACGUUGCCAUGAACAGCGAGGGCUACCUCUACACGUCGGAACACUUCACGCCGGAAUGUAAGUUUAAGGAGUGUGUGUUUGAGAACUACUACGUCACCUACUCGUCCAUCCUGUACAGACAGACCCAGUCGGGUCGGGCGUGGUACAUCGGCAUCAACCGGGACGGGCAGGUCAUGAAAGGGAACCGCGUGAAGAAGACCAAGGGGGCUGCGCACUUCCUUCCCAAACUCAUUGAAGUGGCCAUGUACCGGGAGCCGUCUCUACACGACGUUGCUGAGCAAAGUCCGCCCAGGAAAACGCCCAAGACUUCCAGUGACUCGCGCAUGCUCCAAAACGGCAAGAAGGACCCUAAAUCCAAAACCAAAAGCUCCACCUCCUAGCGCUCAGAGACACGGGUGGGAGAGGAGGGGUGGAGGACAAUAGGCAC